Messenger RNA from Suillus clintonianus, 1989 nucleotides. RefSeq names its product MT-A70-domain-containing protein. The coding region runs from base 54 to 1682 and encodes 542 amino acids. The transcript has 6 exons. Gene Ontology annotation, cellular component: RNA N6-methyladenosine methyltransferase complex; nucleus. The record is from RefSeq and is a predicted model, not a curated record. Gene Ontology annotation, molecular function: mRNA m(6)A methyltransferase activity. Lineage: Eukaryota; Fungi; Basidiomycota; Agaricomycetes; Boletales; Suillaceae.
GGAAUAUCAUACAUUAUCCCCUUACCACUGUUCGCCAUAACACACUUGUCAUCAUGAGCGAUGAUGAAUUGUCGCUGCUGGUAUCGACAGGCUUGCAGACCUUCCUGACCUCAGGCAGAAUCUCAACGCCGUUAACUUCAAUGGAUUUUCUUUUGGCUCUCAUAUCCUUCAGGCUCUCCACAUCUGCCUCAGGCCUCGCCAUGCCACGUCUAACUGAUCUACCCCGUGUAGAAAAGGUGCUCGAGGCCCUCUCAUCGAACUGGGAUCAUGGCUCCAUCCUGCUGUCACACGAAGGCGGCGAGUUGCAUAUCACGGAUGUCCAUUUGGGAAAUCAUCGUGUGCUUGAGGCUAUCAAUCCUCGGAAGCGCAAGCGAGCACCCAUAGACGAGGAUGCAGACUCUGCUGCUGGUAAUAAUCCUGACGAGAUCUCAUCAUCCAACGGAGAAAGUGAUUCCUCCAUCUCCAUGAACACCCCCUUAGGAAGUUUAAGUAAAGCCUUGAAGGAGGUCUAUGCAAUCCUCCAGAAGAGCACAGCAAAGGGACGGUUACUUGCGGAACGCUUUCGAUCUCCCAACGGUGGGUUCGAACCGAUCUGCACCUACAUUACCAAAGUAGACUGCGCCAAAUCCCGCUCCGAAGCUGAUCCUUCUAAUCCUGCUACAUUCUGCAAUCUCCUGCACUUCCGCCCUCUCAUUCGACCCCACACAGAUCCCAGCCUUGGACAUUGCUCCUACCUCAACACGUGCUACUCUGAGCCGACAUACUCACAAUCACCUUCAAUUACUCCUUUCCCUCCCGGCACGGGAGCGCGUGUGUCAUUACCGUCUGGUCUUGGCGCAGGAGGCAGGGGAAAGGAGAAAGCGCCAUGUCGGUAUCUGCAUUUCGAGAUUGAUUGGGACGAGAAGGAUGGACCCCUCGCUCCAAUUGAUGCAUGGAGAACCCAGAGGUUAAAGAAACCUUUCAAGAUUGAGCUGGGGAUGGGCCCUGAUGGAAGAGACAUGCAAGUGCUCCCCCCCCAGUGGAUCAACUGUGACCUGCGUCGUUUUGACUACUCAGUGCUAGGAAAAUUUCACGUCAUUAUGGCAGACCCUCCAUGGGAUAUACACAUGAGUCUUCCGUAUGGUACCAUGACGGACGAUGAAAUGCGUGCCAUGCCGAUACCAACGCUCCAGGAUGAAGGAAUGCUCUUCCUUUGGGUCACUGGGCGUGCAAUGGAAGUCGGUCGGGAGUGCCUCCGGGUAUGGGGGUACACUCGUGUCGAUGAAGUAGUUUGGGUUAAGACUAACCAGCUCCAGCGGGUGAUCCGCACCGGCCGAACAGGCCACUGGCUCAACCACACGAAGGAGCACAUGCUUGUCGGUGUCAAAACGCGCACAGACGCUGCGGGGAACCUCACUUUCCCUUCCUGGGCGAACCGUGGACUCGACACUGACGUCAUCGUGAGCGAGGUGCGCGAGACGAGUCGCAAACCAGAUGAGGUGUAUGGGCUGAUCGAAAGAAUGUGUCCUGGCGGGCGGAAGAUUGAGAUUUUUGGAAGAAAGCACAAUACGCGGCCUGGGUGGCUAACGCUCGGAAAUCAGUUGGGUCAGGACCAGAUAUAUGAGGAGGAUCUAGCAGCGCGGAUCAAGGCGAGAUAUCCAGAACGUUUCAUGACCGUGUCUAGUCAGGUUUUGCAUCACUAGAUAGUCUGCAUUUUGCUCGAUGGCAGCCUUCAAUCUCGUCUCACUCACCUGAGGCCCCAUUUUUGUGAGGUGGGUUAUCUUCUGGGCAAGUUUUACCUUGCAAGGGGCACACUUCUCUACACUAUGAACACAGAUUGCUUCUGGUCAUGCCAUGUGCGCUUGUGUUUCGCGAUAUUUGCGCGAUUCAUGGUGCGUCUACCUUCCUGUACUUGACGCCCGAUGCACACUUUGUAGCUUUCGUUUGCAACCGUCACAGUCAAUCAUACACUUGCUAUUGAUCAUCCCCAAAACUGUGUUAAAUUCCCGC